Messenger RNA from Clarias gariepinus (North African catfish), 1863 nucleotides. It is a transcript of the gene npl, whose product is annotated as N-acetylneuraminate pyruvate lyase (dihydrodipicolinate synthase). Gene Ontology annotation, molecular function: 4-hydroxy-tetrahydrodipicolinate synthase activity; N-acetylneuraminate lyase activity. Lineage: Eukaryota; Metazoa; Chordata; Actinopteri; Siluriformes; Clariidae. The coding region runs from base 70 to 999 and encodes 309 amino acids. The transcript has 12 exons. Gene Ontology annotation, biological process: N-acetylneuraminate catabolic process. The record is from RefSeq and is a predicted model, not a curated record.
UGGAGCGGGGGAGCAGGUAGAUGGACUUCAGUGCUGGACUCAGCUGCCGGAGGAGACAGAGGUGCCGAGAUGUAUCCAGAGUCGGAGAAACUCACUGGUCUGAUCGCAGCUACGUUCACUCCGCUCACUCCACAGGGUGAGCUGAACCUGGCGGUGAUCGGACCCUACGUGGACCACCUGCUGGAGAAACAGGGCGUGCGCAGUGUGUUCGUGAAUGGGACAACGGGUGAAGGCUGCUCUCUGAGCUUGGAGGAACGCAAGAAGCUGGCGGAGGAGUGGUGCCGCCAGGGCAAAGGGAAACUAGACAAGAUCAUCGUUCAUGUCGGCUGCUUGAGCAUUAAAGACUCGCAGGAACUGGCUCGUCACGCCGCGUCAGUGGGAGCCCACGCCAUCGCCGUCAUGUCACCGUCCUUCUUCAAACCCAGCAGUGCAGAGGCGUUACAGAUGUUUCUAAAGGAAGUGGCUUCAGCGGCUCCACAGCUUCCUCUCUACUAUUAUCACUUACCCAGUCUGACCGGAGUGAACCUGAACGUGAGGGAGGUCCUGGAGGGCAUUGAGAAGAAGAUUCCCUCGUUCCGAGGGCUGAAGUUCAGCGGACUGGAUCUAAGAGAUCUGGCACAAUGCAUCAGUUACUGCCGUCCUCGCGGCUGGUCCGUCCUGUACGGAGUGGACGAGCAACUGCUAGGAGGCUUGACGAUGGGGGUCGGCGGUGCCGUGGGGAGUACGUACAAUUACGUGGGUGACUUCAUGAACAAGAUGCUGAGUGCCUUCGAAAAAGGAGACCUCGCUCUCGCACAAAAUCUCCAGUUUAAAUUGCAGGAUGUCAUGACUUACGCAAACAGUCUAGGUUUCAACCUGUCCAUGAAUAAGGAGAUGAUGAGUUUGUGCUCCGGCUUGCCCAUGGGUCCUCCGAGGCUGCCGCUGCUCCAGUGUCCCUCCGACCAAGCUCAGGAUGUGGUCAAUAAACUCCGACAGGACAUGGGGGCGUGUCCUAAAUAACACACACAAAUCAGGCGCGCUGGGUACGCACGGGAUGUCACGGUCCCGCACGUGAAGGCUAAUGUCGGCACGAGCGCAUUUAUUCGCUUCCAUACAAAACCUGUAACUUGAUAUUUUUAUUAUUUUACUGUAUGAACACGGCGACAGGUUUCUUUCUCUUAAGGAAUCUGUGGUGUGUAGAACACACAGUUCAAUAGUACUGUACUAAUUUGAAGGGACUGUUGAUUAACCACGUACUGUACAUUAUACACAUGUAUACAAAGUAAAUUCAUAUACAGCAUAUAACCAUUUAUUAAAUAUAGUAGCCUUUUCCUAAACUUUUAUCAAAAAUCAGAAAAAGUUCAAUAGGCACACUUUUGUUAAUUUUUUUAGGUUUUUUCAUAAGAUUUUUUCAUAAACCUAAAUAUGUAGGGUUGUAGAUUAAAUUGUCUCAAAUUUUAUUAUUUUGAUAUCCAGAUCAAACUAAACUCUGAUAUUCAGUUGCCAUGAAAAACUAUCCGCCCAUUUUUUUGCAUAUUUGUAACACUUUCCUUUUUUUUUUAGUUCUACUUUAGUGAUUUCUUUGAUUCAACAGGCCUGGCAGUAAUCUUAUUUUAUUUAUUUUUUUAUCACAGUUUAUUAUUAUUACAAUUUAACAAUGAGGGCAAUUACCUUUUCACAUAGGACUAGGUAGUUUUGGACAGCAUUUUUUACCUUAUUAAAUUAAAUAGUUAUUUAAAAACUGCGUUUUGCAUUUAAUCAGGUUAUCUUUGCGUAGUAUAAAAUUAAAAGAAGGGGAAAAAUCAGUGCAGUGAAAAAGUAUUUUUUCACCUUACUGUGUCCUUCUACAUCAGGGUCUACGCAGGGCCUGUAUGCCUACAGCAC